Messenger RNA from Coccomyxa subellipsoidea C-169, 1623 nucleotides. RefSeq lists its product as hypothetical. The transcript has 14 exons. Gene Ontology annotation, biological process: endocytosis; endosomal transport. Gene Ontology annotation, cellular component: cytoplasm; plasma membrane; intracellular membrane-bounded organelle. Gene Ontology annotation, molecular function: GTP binding; calcium ion binding; protein binding. The record is from RefSeq and is a predicted model, not a curated record. Bases 1 to 1623 code for a protein of 540 amino acids. NCBI's taxonomy places the organism in Eukaryota, Viridiplantae, Chlorophyta, Trebouxiophyceae, Coccomyxaceae.
AUGGCGAGAAAUCCCUUUGGCUCGCACGAGACCCUCCCUAGAAACCUCGACAACGAGCACAAGUUCGCCGAAUGGUUUCGUGUUGCCGAUAAAGAUGCUGAUGGAAAAUUGACAGGCGCCGAUGCAGUCAGAUUUUUUGAGCGGUCUGGGCUCCCUCGAGAUUUGUUGGCAAAGGUGUGGAGCCUCGCUGACAGCAGCAGGAGGGGCUACCUCGAUGUGAAGGGCUUCAGCAAGGCAAUGGACCUGAUAUCGGUCGCGCAGGAGACGGGCGAGGUCUCUGCCGAGGCAUACACACAGGCGUGGAACGAGGUCGGGGGCAUCUUGCCACCGCCCCAGAUGGUGGGCAUUGAGGAUCAGGCGUCCACGCCGUCCUCGAUGACCCCUGGGUCUGCGAGGAAGUCUGGCUGGGGCCGUUCCAGGACCACAAAGAAGUCUCGGCUGUCCACCGCGGAGUGCACCUCCAUCGUGGACGGCCUCAAACUCAUCUACUUCACCAAGAUCCGGCCUUUGGAAGAGAUGUACAAGUUUGGAGCUUUCUUCUCCUCCUAUCUGAACGAGAGCGACUUCUACGCCAAGCCAUCCGUUCUACUCCUCGGCCAGUACUCGACAGGCAAGACGACGUUCAUCAAGCACCUGCUGGGGCGGGAGUACCCGGGCAUCCACAUCGGGCCGGAGCCCACUACGGACCGAUUUGUGGUGGUCAUGCAUGGCCUGGAAGAGCGGCGCACGCCUGGCAACACUCUCAUCGUGCAGCCAGACAAGCCCUACCAGGGCCUGUCGCAGUACGGCAACGGCUUCCUGGCCAAGUUUGAGGCCGCGGCCUGUCCCAACCAGCUGCUGGAGGAGGUCACGCUGGUAGACACGCCUGGUGUGCUCUCCGGCGAGAAGCAGCGCAUCGAGCGCACGUACAAUUUCAUAGAGGUGUGCGGCUGGUUUGCUGCGCGCUGUGACCUCAUCCUGCUGCUCUUCGACCCUGCCAAGCUGGACAUCAGCGACGAGAUGAAGGAGGUGAUCCAGUCGCUGAAGGGCCACGAUGACAAGGUGAGAGUGGUGCUGAACAAGGCCGAUCAGGUGGACAUGCAGCAGCUCAUGCGCGUCUACGGCGCCCUCAUGUGGUCCCUCGGCAAAGUCUUCAAAUCCCCAGAGGUGUGCAAGGUGUACAUUGGCUCCUUCAACGCUGACAAGCCCAUCCGUACGGACCUCAACCCGGCCGGCCUGGAGCUGUUUGAGAAGGAGCAGGCCGACCUGCUGCAGGACCUCUUUGACAUCCCCCAGCGCGCAUGCGACCGCAAGGUGAACGAGUUUGUGAAGCGGGUGCGUGCGGCAAAGAUCCACACGCUCAUCAUCGGCCACCUGCGCAAGCAGAUGCCGGCCAUGAUGGGCAAGCAGAAGGCGCAGGAGAAGCUUCUGCGCGACCUGCCCACCCACUUCGCCCAUGUGCAACGCGAGCACCACCUGCCGGCAGGGGACUUUCCGGACGUGAACAGGUACCGGGAUAUCCUGGGCGGCUAUGACCUGUCCACCUUCCCCAAGCUCAAGGAGAAGGAUGUGAAGGCGCUGGAGGAUGCACUCUCCCUGGAUAUCCCCUCACUCGUCAAGCAGUUUGACAAUCCCUACGGGUGA